AUGGCUAAGGCUAAAUUGAAAGUUUCCGUGAUAAAGUUGAUAUCGACUGCUUCCACUGGAUUUUCCAGACAUAUUACAGUUAAAAGAGGUGCACCACUUGUGCAUCAAGUGAGAUAUGAUCCGGUCGUUAAACGUCACGUCUUAUUCAAAGAGGCUAAGAAGAGAAAGAUCCCUGAAAUAAAACCGAUUACCUUUUCAAGGGUUACCAAGUAA
Maudiozyma barnettii is the source of this 213-nucleotide messenger RNA. It is a transcript of the gene MRPL39, whose product is annotated as mitochondrial 54S ribosomal protein bL33m. Gene Ontology annotation, cellular component: mitochondrion; ribosome. Lineage: Eukaryota; Fungi; Ascomycota; Saccharomycetes; Saccharomycetales; Saccharomycetaceae. The record is from RefSeq and is a predicted model, not a curated record. The coding region runs from base 1 to 213 and encodes 70 amino acids. Gene Ontology annotation, molecular function: structural constituent of ribosome. The transcript has a single exon. Gene Ontology annotation, biological process: translation.